Salpingoeca rosetta is the source of this 1314-nucleotide messenger RNA. RefSeq names its product camk/mapkapk/mapkapk protein kinase. Lineage: Eukaryota; Choanoflagellata; Craspedida; Salpingoecidae. Gene Ontology annotation, molecular function: ATP binding; calcium-dependent protein serine/threonine kinase activity; calmodulin binding. Bases 1 to 1314 code for a protein of 437 amino acids. Gene Ontology annotation, cellular component: nucleus; cytoplasm. Gene Ontology annotation, biological process: peptidyl-serine phosphorylation; protein autophosphorylation; intracellular signal transduction. The record is from RefSeq and is a predicted model, not a curated record. The transcript is spliced from 4 exons.
AUGGCGCGAAACCACGACCACUGCACGAUGAUGGCUCAACUCAAGACGACCGACAUCCACGAGGAUUACAGUGUAUUCUGGGAUCAAACCAUUGGCAACGGCACCAACGGGCCAGUCUUUGCGUGUGUGCACAAGGAGACGAGCAAGCAGUGUGCGUUGAAAUGCCUGCCUGGCAAUGAUGCUGGCCUGCGGGAGGCCCACCUACAUCAGCAGCUGGCAGCCCACCCGUGCAUCGUCCCCGUCAUGGACGUCUAUGACGCCUCCAUCACCCUCCCUGGCGAGUAUGUGCCUGAGCGGCGGGUGCUGCUGGUGACGGAGCGCAUGCAGGGCGGCGAGCUGUAUGACCACAUCACGCAGAACAGGAAAUUCAGCGAGAACGACGCGCGUGUGAUCAUGCGCCAGCUGGCGCAGGCCGUUGCCCACUGCCACCGCAACGACGUGGCCCACCGCGACAUCAAGCCCGAGAACUUUCUCCUGCACACGCGCGGCGACGCAACGCGCAUCUGCCUCACGGACUUUGGGUACGCCAAGCAGGACAACGGCGACCUGCACACGCCCGUCUUCACGCCGUUCUACGUGUGCCCGCAGAUCCUGGAGUCGCUCACCAUUGAGCAGCGCAAGCAGCACGGCACGCUACCUGCGCACCACCGCUUCACGUACGACAAGCGGUGUGACAUGUGGUCGCUCGGGGUGAUCAUGUACAUCCUGCUGUGCGGGUACCCGCCCUUCCGCCCAAACCACGCCAGCAACCCGCUGCCCUUUGCCAUGCGGCAGAAGAUCAAGGCCGGGUCGGUGCACUUCUCGCCGCGCCACUGGCAGGACGUCUCCAACACGGCCAAGGAGCUCAUUCGCCACCUCCUGCACGUGGACGAGCGCAAGCGCCUUGAUGCAGAGCAGCUGCUGCUGCAUCCCUGGAUGUGCGAGGGCGCACCCUGUCUCGACGACAGCAUGCUUGCUGGCGCAAGCGUGGGCAGCAGCAGUGGUGGUGGUGGCGCCCGCAGUAGCCGCAGUGGUAUUGUGACAACUGCCAGGCCAGAGGAGACCGUGAGUGAGGAGAGCCACGGCGAUGAUGGAGAUGAUGAUGAUGAUGAUGAUGGUGGUGAUGAUGAUGGUGGUGAUGAUGAUGAUGGUGAUGAUGAUGAUGGUGAGGAUGCAGCACGGCCAACGACAGCGACCACACCAACAGUGUCAGAAAACGGAGAGGAGAGGCGAGGCGAACGAGUGACAAACACAUCCCCACCACCGCCGACACCGCCACCGCCUGGUAGUCGUCGCAUCACUGCCGCACUCACCCCAGUCGACUGCUGCGAGUGA